This is a messenger RNA of Dermacentor albipictus, 2361 nucleotides long. Lineage: Eukaryota; Metazoa; Arthropoda; Arachnida; Ixodida; Ixodidae. The record is from RefSeq and is a predicted model, not a curated record.
CGGCGGCAUGCGGAGUAGUUGCCGUGUGUCUCUCUUCUCUUCUCGACUCGUUUUCUCUUAAACCGCCGCCGGGUGUUUUCGGCUGUCUCCUGCAUUUUUCACACAGUGCUGUGUGCGCCGUGGUCGAGAAGCGCCCAGCGACCAGCCACUCGCACGCUUCAUCUGUGACUCGUCUGCUUGCGACGACGACCGCUGAUAACGGACUGUCUUCUUCAUAUUCGCCGCAUCUUCGGCGAUCUUCUUCUCACCCCGACCUCCACUCAACGGUGCACCAUGAGGACUACAGUGCUGGCGGUCACGGUAUUUGUGACUAUCGCUGCAGUGUCCGCAUCUAGGUCGGCGCGGCAGACGCACUACCAGCCCAGCGGUGGUGCGACAAGCCGGGGAUCGGCUGCCGGCGGCUACGACGCCUACCAGCCCCAGCAGGCGCAAGCGCAGUCCUUCAGGCCACAGGUGCAGGCGGCGCCGCAGCAGGCCUACGACCAGUCCGCCUAUCAGGGACAGCCAGCUCCGCGGGGAAGGGCCACGGUGCAGUCCUUCGGCGGCGGACUCGCCAGGCCCACCCAGCAGUCCCAGUCGCAGGGAGGACAACAGUCCCAGAGCGAGGAGGAGGAGGAGGAGAAGCCCAACCCGCUGACGCUUCUGCUGGAGAAGUCGACGUUCACCUGCUCGAGCAAGACGGACGGCUACUACGCGGACAACUCGGUGAAUUGCCAGGUGUUCCACUACUGCGUCGCCGGUGCCAAGCACUCGUGGAUGUGCCCCGAAGGAACUGUGUUCCACCAAGUGCACCUGAACUGCGUGCCCGCCAGCCAGGAUAUCUGCAACAGCGCCGAGAAGUUCUUCUUCGUUAACGACUACCUGCACAAGGAGCUGGAGUCCCGUGGUCCCAACAACACCGUGCUCUACGCCCAGCGUUACUACCCCGAGGGAUACGUGCUGGGUGACCCCUUCACAGUGCCCUCUGCAGGCCAGAACCCCCGCCCUCAGGGACUCGUUCAGCCAGCCCAGUACGAGCCUCAGUCCCAGCCACAGGUCCCACCCAGGCAGCCCUUCCGUGGACAGGCCGCCUCCCCUCGUGGACCCCCUGCCCAGUUCCAACCCCAGCAGUUCCAGCCACAGGCGCCUCCACAGUACAGCUCCCAGCAGCCUGCCGCAGCUCCCGCACAGUUUGGAGGAGCCCAGCCCAGCCGAGGAUCCAGUGGCAGCGGCUUUGGCUUUCCCCCAACACGCACCUACAUAAUCCCAGCUCCCAACAAGGCGCCAGCAUCAGACGCAAACCCCUCCUACCUCUACCGCCAGGGUGCUGCCUCCAAUUCGGCCCAGUCCCACCAGAGUUCAGUCAAGUACGACGACGACUACUGAGCACCACAAGAACAGUCAAUGCAACCUGAAUGGAAGUGGCUUCUGAACCUCUCAUCGUUUCAUCACAAACCUCCAGCCAUGGCUUCCUUUGUGUGACUGGCAAGAAAUAACCCAACAGGACAGUGCCGCAAGGGACCGCCCGGCACACAUUUUGCAACAUAUCAAGGUCCCAGUGCUUGCUAAGACAAGGACUCUACACUGUCUAGCCAGCAGCUUUUUCUUUGUGUGUGUGUCUUCAGUGCAAGGCGACGAUCAGAGUCUCUCCUGCAGCAAUGUAAGCUGACGCAAAGCCAAGACAAGCCACCUCCAUCUGACUGAAGAUCAGAGUCUGGCUAUGAAAAUGUGUUGUUUCAUUUCUCCUCUUAUAGCUUGCUUUCCUCUCCGUUUGCACCAGCUGGACUGCCAGACACUGCUGCCGUGUUCAUGCGGCACAGUGACUAAUAAUUUCCAGACAUGCACAUAGCACAGCACACAGCAUUUCACACUGCUUUUGUUUGCAAGACAGAAAGCACGUGAAUGAAGUGAAAGCGGGGGGGGGGGGGGGGGGGGGGGUCUUUCUGUGCACAUAAGAAGCAGCAGUAAUUAUGUAACUCAGAUACUCAAAAAGCAGAACAUGACAUAAACAUGAAAAGUUAUAAAGGAUUUCAGGGUCACAUAAAUGCAGUGUAAGCUAGCUUGAAAGAAAGAUUUAAGAAAUGCAGAAUGCCACAUUCAGCGCAGAACGCCACUAGCAUUAUUGUAGAUGUGACAGAUAUGAAGCCUAAAGCACUGCAGCUUCGUGGCAUGCUUUUACGAGAGCGCAUUCACAGUCUUCAGCCUGCUCUGUCUGCAGGCCAAACAAAGUUGCGUGCACUGUUACUGCUAGUGAGAACGGAUAUAUAUGUAUAAAUACAUACAAUGUUUUUCAUCAUAAACAAGCGGAAUAUGUCUACUGGAACUGUACAUUCUGGAACAAAAUGAUAGCGUGUUUUUUAAAAUAAAGUUGUGUUGUCACAA